This is a messenger RNA of Paramecium octaurelia, 802 nucleotides long. Lineage: Eukaryota; Ciliophora; Oligohymenophorea; Peniculida; Parameciidae. The record is from the annotation of a GenBank genome assembly.
AUGGAUUUAAUCAACUGUUAAAACCCAAACCAUGAUUCACAGAAAAACAAAUAUAUUUGUGUAGAUCCAAUUUGUUAGGCUUAACAAAAGAUUGGUAUUUUACUUAAUGUGACAAGGUUGUGCUGAUUGUUUUUUGGAAGAUCAUGUUACUCAUUAAAGGAAGACUGUUGAAUAAUUUCAUGAUUAAGUGAAGCAAAAGUUGGAUUCAUUUGAUUAAAUCGAAUUCUAACCAAUCGCAAAUGAAGUUUAAUAGGAUUUGGAGAAGCAAAUUGAGAAAGAAUUAGAGAAUUGUCUUUCUUGUAUAUAAUAUAGAUUUACAAGCAUUAAAAGUGAUUUGAAGAGCAUGUUGGAUGGUGAGAAUGAUAAAUUAUUGGAAAGCUAUAAUGCUUUGCAAGAAAAUAAAAACCACGAGUUGGAUUCAUUGAAAAAUGUGAAUGAGGUGCAUUCAAUAAGUCAGGAGGAAUUGAAUGAUUUGGUAAAGUUCUAUUAAGAGGCUCCGAAGAUCUAGAAGAAUUAUAUAAAGGCUUCUGAGAUAUUUCAGGAUGAGAAAUAAAAGAUUAAAUUAAAAAAAUAGAAAUACUUAUGUAAAUUACGUGCAAUCAUGCAAGGACUCAUGAAAGAUUUCAAUGAUUUGAUGACAACUAAGAAUUUGCAGUACGAUGACUUCAGUGAGUUUGAGACACCUCAGAAGUCAUCCAUGUCUCCUAAUAAAAUGAGCAGUUUUGUCGAAAGCACAAGAUCUUCGAGGAGAUUUUAUAUGAAUUAAUCAAAGAAGCUAUUGUUUGGAAGAAAAAAUGAAUGA